Paralichthys olivaceus (Japanese flounder) is the source of this 2000-nucleotide messenger RNA. RefSeq names its product grancalcin-like. The record is from RefSeq and is a predicted model, not a curated record. NCBI's taxonomy places the organism in Eukaryota, Metazoa, Chordata, Actinopteri, Pleuronectiformes, Paralichthyidae. Gene Ontology annotation, molecular function: calcium ion binding.
CAGACAACCAGGAAGAGGACAGACGUGCUAACACGGCGAUCAUCGGUUUGCGUCAGUGACUCUUCAGACUCUCUGAACUUUUCCUCCUCUUGAUCGCUGCUCUUCGUCUCAUGGCUUAUCCAGGAUACGGCGGGUAUGGGGGUCCGAUGCCGGGCAUGCCUGCGCAGGGGAUGCCGCCGCAGGGAAUGCCGGGAGGGCAUAUGGGAGGUCCCAUGCCUGGGCAAAUGGGUGGGCCCAUGGGAGGCGCACCACCCCAAGGAGGAUACUCCCCCUAUGGAGGAGGCUAUCAAGGCCAAUAUGGUGCCCCACAACUGGCUGCCAAUGAUCCAAUGUGGGGCUACUUCACAGCCAUAGCAGGCCAGGACGGUGAGGUUGAUGCAGAGGAACUCCAGAGGUGUCUGACUCAGUCUGGCUUCACUGGCAGCUACACACCUUUCAGCCUGGAUACUUGCAGGAUCAUGAUCGCGAUGCUCGAUAGGGACUACACGGGCAAGAUGGGUUUCAAUGAGUUCAAGGAUCUGUUCGUGGCUCUGAACGGCUGGAAGCAGAACUUCAUGAUGGUCGACCAGGACAGGAGUGGAAAUAUCGAUCCUAACGAGAUGUCUCGGGCCGUCAAUGCUAUGGGCUACCACAUCAGUCCUCAAUCUCUCACUGUUAUCAUCAAGCGCUACAGCAAAGGUGGCAGAAUCUUCUUCGAUGACUACGUGGCCUGCUGUGUGAAACUGCGUGCUCUCUCAGACCACUUCAGGCGGAGAGAUACCAUGCAGCAGGGAACUGUCGCCUUCCAGUAUGAUGAUUUCAUCCAGUGCACAAUGGCUGUCUAAGUGCUGCUGUCCGUCCCGGGACCACGAGGUAAGGGCGUCUCACGGACCGAUCUGCGGCUGAUUCUGGAGCAGUGCCUCACAGGAAUGCAAAGGGAGGCCAGUAAAUUAGACUGAGAGGCCAUGAGCUGCAACAUGAAAGUACACAUUGCUUGUAAUGCUUAACAUAAUGCUUUAGUCUUGUAUGUCACACGGGGGAGAGUUGAGGGUGUAUGAGAUGUACACACAGCCACACAUAUAUAUAUACAGAGUAUGUAUCCACAUUAGAGGGAAUAUAAUAGAUUUCUAUAAUAAAGUUCUGUGUCUUGAUACUAAAAGGAUGAUGUGGGACACCUAUUGUGCCAUUAUACUCUCUGAAUGUAUGGUUAAAUAUAUUAAAACUACAUAGCAAACGCAGCAUCAUGGUUAAUGAGUAGGUGUUAGCAGCAUUAACAGAUGAACAGGAGGUAGACAUUCACACAGAUAUGAACUCUUAGUUCGUUUGUCCUGUGCAGUAUCUGUGAUGAAGGCAUUGUAUAAGAAAGAAAUAUGGUGCACUUCUGUUUUCUAACACUUGUAUUGAGCCCAACAUUAACUAUUAGUAGAUGCAUAUUGACCUUGCUGUUUAACUUGAUAAUAAGCCAAAGUGACUGUGAGCUGAUCCACACUGAUAUUAACAUGUUGUCAUUUAUGGUGUUUUUACAAUCUUUAUUCAAGAGCCGUCUUUCAGUUUAAGAGCUGCACACUAUUGAUUUCAUGUGCAGACUUUGUAAUGUUUUCAAACCCUGCACUUGCGCUCAGAUAUUUUGUUGCUUUGGCAGAUUUCCUGCACUCCAGCUCUACGGCUUCUCCACAUGCUGAAACGUCUGCCAUUGAAUUUUCAACAAGUCUCUCAAAAUUCCCCAACCAAUAGAACGGUGUGGAGUUAACAAAUUAAAUCCAAAAAAAUCCAAGAGCAGAGGAAAAAGAUCCCAAGAGCAAAGGAGAAACCCGAAUGCAGAUGCUGAAAGACCAAGCUCUUAAAUAAAGAUGGAAAGAAAGAACCUGUUGACAUAUAGCUACACUGCUGUAUGUUCAUAUACUUACUUUUUGUUCCCAUGUUUCAUAACCACAGCCUGUUUUUUUAAGUCAAAUCUCCUCACACACCGUGUUGUAGGAAAUAUCAUAUUUUGUUACUCAUAAUAAAACCUUUUAAAUCAG